UUUAUUCCUUGUUUGGCAAAACCCCAAAACCCUAAAAGCCCAAAGUCCUAGCUCUUUUUUCUCGGGUGAAUUUUCUCGGCAUUUCCAUGGAAACUGGGGGUAGCAGUGAAAGCCCUACUGAGCCAAAGAAGACCAAAUCCAAGACAGCUAGAAAGCCCAAAGAAAAUCUUCUCAAGCAGAAAUCUCCCGCGGAGUUCUUUGCAGAGAACAAGAACAUUGCUGGAUUUGACAAUCCAGGAAAAAGUCUUUACACAACUGUGAGAGAACUUGUUGAAAAUUCGCUUGAUUCUGCAGAAUCCAUCUCUGAGCUUCCUGAAGUUGAAAUAACAAUUGAAGAGAUAGGGAAGAGCAAGUUCAAUUCCAUGAUUGGUCUUGUUGAUCGAGAACGUAUUGAUGAGGAGCUGUAUGAUGAUUUUGAGACGGCUAAGGCUCGUGAGAAACGACUAGCCAAGGAAGCUCGUACUCAAGAAUUACAAGCAAAAAAUGCUGCCCUUGGGAAGAAAGUUAAAGAGCCCCAGGCUUCCAAGGGCAUGAAGGGUCGAGGGGAGGCCUCAUUUUACAGGGUGACUUGUAAGGACAAUGGAAGAGGAAUGCCACAUGAUGACAUCCCAAAUAUGUUUGGACGAGUUUUGUCCGGGACAAAAUAUGGCUUGAAGCAGACACGUGGAAAGUUUGGGCUCGGUGCAAAGAUGGCAUUAAUUUGGUCUAAGAUGAGUACAGGACUUCCUAUAGAGAUUUCAUCAUCAAUGAAGGGCCAAAGUUAUAUUUCAUUCUGCCGGCUAGAUAUAGAUAUUCAUCGGAAUAUCCCUCACAUUCAUUUACAUGAAAAACGGGAUAACAAGGAGCGAUGGCGUGGUGCUGAAAUUCAAGUUGUCAUUGAGGGAAAUUGGACGACUUACCGUUCCAAGAUAUUGCAUUAUAUGCGUCAAAUGGCUGUUAUCACCCCUUAUGCUCAAUUUCUUUUUAAAUUUGUAUCGGAUACAUCUGAUAAAAAUGUCACCAUAAGAUUUGCACGAAGAACAGAUAUAAUGCCUCCAGUUCCUGCUGAGACAAAGUACCAUCCAUCAGCUGUUGAUUUACUACUCAUUAAACGCCUUAUUUCAGAAACUUCAAAAGAGAAUCUUUUGCAGUUUCUUCAGCAUGAAUUUGUAAAUAUAGGAAAAUCCUAUGCUGAACGUUUGAUAGGAGAAAUGGGUCCAGAUUUUAGCCCAAAAAUGGCAGUUAAAUCUCUGACCUCUCAGCAAAUUGUUCGCAUCCACCAGUUGUUUCGUCAGGCUAAGUUUGAUGACCCUAGUGGUGAUUGUCUCAGUCCUGCAGGGGAAUACAAUCUUCGUCUUGGAAUUAUAAAGGAGCUGCAUCCAGAUAUGGUAGCAACUUAUUCAGGCAGUGCUCAAGUUUUUGAAGGCCACCCAUUCAUGGUUGAAGCCGGAGUCAGUAUAGGUGGAAAAGAUGUUAAGCAAGGUCUAAACAUUUUCCGAUUUGCAAACCGGAUUCCUCUUCUCUUUGAGCAAGGUGCUGAUGUUGUUACCAGAACCGCCUUGAAAAGAAUCAACUGGAAUAGUUACAAGAUCAACCAGGCACAAGAUAAAAUUGGUGUGUUUGUGAGCAUUGUAAGCACAAAAAUCCCCUUUAAAGGAACAGGAAAGGAAUAUAUUGGAGAUGAUAUAAGUGAAAUUGCUUCUGCUGUUAAGUCUUCUAUUCAGCAGUGCUGCAUCCAGCUGAAAUCCAAAAUAGUGAAGAAAAUUCAGGCUCGUGUGCAGCAGGAAAGAAAACGAAAUUUAAGCAAGUAUAUUCCUGAUGCUACAGGUGCUAUAUAUGAUGUCUUAAGAGAAAUGGCACAGUUGCAUGCAUCAAAGAAGAAACGUUAUGAAGAUGAGGAUGCAGAUGUACUAAGGAAAGUUUCAACUCAUUCAAUUACAAAACAGACACUGAGUGAAAAACUUGCUAAACACGUUGAACAGGUAGACUACGAGAUGGCGUUGGAGUAUGCUACACAGAGUGGAGUAAGCGAGGAACCAAGAGAAGCUAUAUACGUACAAUCACUGGAAGAUGGGAAGAACUUCAUUGACUUCCAUAGCCCUGUCUUUGCCUUCAGACUCUACCAGUAGGACUUUCUUUCUUCCAUCAAUCCUUCAACCUGUUCUGGUUCCUGUCUGGCUCACUGAUAGAAAACAAAGAAAGGUCAUUAACUACUUAAAUUCCAAUUUUUAUAAUUCAAUAUUCCUUGUAUCCCACAAGGGAAACUGAAUGUAAGUCUAUAACAUAAGCUUGAUGCUACAAAGCAGUCCAGAGAUCUUCAUAUUCAAUCUGUUGGUUCUGGUUUCACAUGAUGUAAUCGCAGUUUUGUUUAUUUAUGUGGGAAAUUUUUGACAA
This is a messenger RNA of Vitis riparia (riverbank grape), 2373 nucleotides long. RefSeq names its product DNA topoisomerase 6 subunit B. The record is from RefSeq and is a predicted model, not a curated record. Gene Ontology annotation, molecular function: DNA binding; ATP binding; DNA topoisomerase type II (double strand cut, ATP-hydrolyzing) activity. Gene Ontology annotation, biological process: DNA topological change. The transcript has 19 exons. Gene Ontology annotation, cellular component: cytosol; small ribosomal subunit. Lineage: Eukaryota; Viridiplantae; Streptophyta; Magnoliopsida; Vitales; Vitaceae. Bases 87 to 2108 code for a protein of 673 amino acids.